AUGUCACAGGGACGUUUGCCUCCCCUCCGAGGUCCAAAUAUCGCACUGGGACCUCUUAAUAAAGCCGAAGUCACUAGUCCCUUGCUGACUCAUGUAAACACCGACUCCUACAGUAGAAUAUUUGAACUUAUCAACAAUGAUCCCACCGCCCCAGAAACUGCCCUUCGAGUUCUUGCUCACAAGGUGCAAUCACCGCAGGAAAAGGAAGCCAUUGGUGCCCUGACGCACCUAGGUGACUCUACUUCAGAGCGUGUAAAAAGCAAGUGUAUCGAACUCCUCGUCACCUGGAAUCGCGAUCUGGGCGAGAAGUAUCCCAAAAUCGGCGAAGCCUACCAACUACUAAAGUCACAAGGCGUUAUAAAAGAAGAUCAGAUCACACCAGCACCAGCAAAGGCUACGGGAGACGAAGAGCACUCCUCUCGAAACAGCAUAUUUGAGAACAGCCGACAUGCUGAGGUAAGUCCGUUCGCCGCAUCCUUCUUGCUGUGUCAUCCCCUCAAUAACCCUACUGCAUCUUUACAGACUCUCGCGAAACUCCUCAAGAGCCGCAACCCGGACGACCUUCAGAGGGCCAAUGAAAUAAUAAAAACCAUUGUCGAUGAAGUGAGUUCGUUCGUCAUGAAUUUGCCCUUUGAAUCGUGGUUAGACGCUAUUUUGGGUGAGCCCUCGUCAAUUUUCUGUCUGCUUGCUGAUACGUACAUGGCCGAUGAUUUGUUGAGGACUUUGUGA
Messenger RNA from Dibothriocephalus latus, 729 nucleotides. NCBI's taxonomy places the organism in Eukaryota, Metazoa, Platyhelminthes, Cestoda, Diphyllobothriidea, Diphyllobothriidae. The record is from the annotation of a GenBank genome assembly.